Messenger RNA from Hibiscus syriacus, 1367 nucleotides. RefSeq names its product F-box protein At4g09920-like. The record is from RefSeq and is a predicted model, not a curated record. Gene Ontology annotation, molecular function: protein binding. The transcript has 3 exons. Lineage: Eukaryota; Viridiplantae; Streptophyta; Magnoliopsida; Malvales; Malvaceae. Bases 33 to 1367 code for a protein of 444 amino acids.
CUUUUCAUUUGUCCUUAAAAGGUUGAACUUCCAUGGCAUCGGAAAUGGUUAAGAAAGCAAAGCAUGAUGAUAUGAUCAGUAAUUUGCCCGAUUCCAUUCUCAGUCUCAUCCUAUCGUCGCUUCCCAUAAAAAAUGCAGUUUCCACUUCCAUUCUAUCGACCAGAUGGCGAUAUUUGUCUGCCGCAUUGUUCAAUCUUGAUGUUGAUUUUCGUUUAUUUAGGCGUUCUCCACAUAUUAAGAGCUUCACAACCUUCAUGGAUAAAAUGUUAUUUUUCCGUUCUGAGGGAAGGAUUGAACAAUUUCGACUCUAUCAUAUCUGCAUAUCAGAGAUCGACGAUUCACGUGUUUUUGGAUGGAUAUUUGCUGCACUUUGGCUUGGAGUUAAGGAGAUAAAUAUGGUUUUUGCUGGCAAGUACAUAAACAUUCCUACAUUGCUAACAGCUCUGCUAUUUACAAGCAAGAGCUUGGUGAGACUGAAACUGGACAUGCCAUUUUUAAUGACUGUUCCGAUUCAUGUUCGUUUGCCUAGCCUCAAGACUUUAGAGCUUCGAUCUGUUAAAUUUGAAGAUGAUGAUUCAAUCAAGAGGGUCUUUGCAGGCUGUCCUUUACUUGAAGACUUAUCCAUCUUCGACUGUGACUUGCGAAACAUAACGUGUCUUAAAAUCUCAAAUCCUUCACUUACGAGCUUGACUUUGGUUUUUAUUGAUAACCUUAAAGUCAAUAGCUUCUCCUCAUUAGCGUUUUCCAUUGACAUUGAUCUUCCAAGUCUUGUCUACUUCAAAUACCAGGGCUUCACAAAAAUAAACUAUUCAGCGCUACACAUGCCGUCUCUUGUUAGGGCUGAUGUUAAGAUUCAUGGACGAAUCUGUUUGACAAGAGAAAUAGAUGGUUUAGUUGAGCUUUUUCAAAGAAUUGACAAUGUCAAGUCGCUUCAUUUGAGUAUCAAUGCUGAAGCACUUCCAUAUCUAUCCCACAAAAGUUUUGCUGCAUUUCAAAACCUACUUAAGCUGGAUAUUAUGGAUUGGAGAAACGCAUAUCGAGGACGAGGGAUUCUCCAGUUUUUUGAAUUCUCACCUAAUCUACAAACUCUUGUUAUUUAUAAAGUAUCAUCAAACGAGGCCUGGCUUCCAAUGGAGAAGGUGCCUUCCUGUCUUGUACAUCAGCUAAAGGAGUUUAAAGUAUUAGAUUUUGAUGACCAGAGUUGUCUAUUUAUAUUGGUCACUUACAUCCUGAAGAAUGCAGCAGUUCUUGAGAAGCUUACAAUAUGUACAUCUAAAGUUUUAAUGCCCAGAGAAGAAUUGAAGAUCAUCAAACAAUUAUUGAGUUUACCCAGAUGUUCAAACAAAUGUCAAGUUACGGCUUUCUAA